Closterium sp. Naga37s-1 is the source of this 808-nucleotide messenger RNA. The record is from the annotation of a GenBank genome assembly. Lineage: Eukaryota; Viridiplantae; Streptophyta; Zygnematophyceae; Desmidiales; Closteriaceae.
CAGCGGCGCCCCCGAGGCGGCGAAGGAGGAGGAGGCGCUGCGGCUGGUGGCGGGCGCGUGCGUGCUGCCGCAUCCCGACAAGCUCGACCGCGGCGGGGAAGACGCCUUCUUCAUCCUCCCCGACGUCUCCGCCUUAGGGGUGGCGGACGGCGUGGGCGGGUGGGCGGACGUGGGGGUGGACGCGGGGGCGUAUGCGCGCGAGCUGAUGGGGGAGGUGCAGGCGGCCGUCAGGCGCGAGCCCAAGGGGUGCGCGGACACCCUCCGCGUGCUGACGUCAGCGCACGCCAAGACGCGCAGCCAGGGCUCGUGCACCGCGUGCGUUGUGGUGCUCACUGCUGACCGGCUGCAGGCGGCGAACCUGGGCGACAGUGGGUUUGUGGUGGUGCGCAAUGGGCGCAUCAUCUUCAAGUCGCCCCCGCAGCAGCACGAUUUCAACUUCCCCUUCCAGCUCGGCAGUGACGGCGGUGACUCGCCCUCCGCCGCUGAGGUGUUCUCCCUGCCGGUGGCAGCGGGCGAUGUAGUGGUGCUGGGCACGGACGGGCUGUUCGACAACGUGUUCGAUUCCGAGCUCGCCUCCACCGUCAUGCACUCGCUGCUGGCGGGCCGCGAGCCACAGCACACGGCGGAGCACAUCGCCACGCUGGCACGCACGCGCGCGCAGGACCGCAUCCGCAUCUCGCCCUUUGCGCGCGCAGCGCAGGAGGCGGGGUACCGGUACUAUGGGGGCAAGCUGGAUGACAUCACCGUUGUCGUGGCUUAUGUGGCCGGGCCUAAGUUCGGACCGGGUUGGUGGCGCAACUGCCGGUGA